Messenger RNA from Gordionus sp. m RMFG-2023, 1016 nucleotides. RefSeq lists its product as uncharacterized. The record is from RefSeq and is a predicted model, not a curated record. Gene Ontology annotation, molecular function: DNA binding. The transcript has 3 exons. Lineage: Eukaryota; Metazoa; Nematomorpha; Gordioida; Chordodea; Parachordodidae. The coding region runs from base 1 to 999 and encodes 332 amino acids. Gene Ontology annotation, cellular component: nucleus.
AUGAACACAAUUCGUCAAGUUAGAGUUUUAGCUUAUCAAAUGGCCAAGAGGUAUAGUUUACAAGUACCAAAAUCUUGGGAAAUAACUCAAUCAGAUGGUGAAGACUGGUUUGGAGCAUUUAUUAAAAGAAAUCCAACUAUUUCUUUGAGAACACCAGAGGCUACAAGUAUAGCCAGGGCUACCAAUUUCAAUAUGAAAAUGGUUGAUUUAUUUUUUAAUAAUUAUUUGACUGUCACAAAGGAAAAUAACUUUCUACCAUGUGAUAUAUAUAAUAUGGAUGAAACUGGAUUAACAACAGUUCAACGGCCUAAUAAAGUUAUUGCAAGGAAAGGCGAAAAACAGGUUGGGGCAAUUACUACAUCAGAACGUGGUACACUUAUGACCUUGGCAAUUUCUGUCAAUGCUCUAGGAAAUUCUAUUCCACCUAUGUUUAUAUAUCCCAGGAAAAAAUUUUAUGAUCAUUAUUUAAGAGAUGGCCCUGUAGGAUGCAUUGGCGUGUCCAAUGGUUCUGGAUGGAUGCUGGCUGAAGAUUUUAUAUAUUUUUUAAAUCAUUUUAUAAAAUACACUAAGCCCAGUCAAGAUAAAAAAGUUUUGCUUAUAUUAGAUAAUCAUAAAUCUCACCAAUCUAUUGAAGUCAUUGAGCUGUGCUCUGACAGUGGUAUAGUUCUAUUGACUCUCCCUCCCCAUUGCACUCACAAACUCCAACCAUUGGAUAGAACUGUUUUUGGACCUCUAAAAAAAUAUUACAACAGUGCCUUGGAUGCUUGGAUGAGAAUGCAUCCAGAGAAAAGUUUUACUAUAUAUGAUAUCCCUGGAGUAGUAAAGAAUGUCCUUCCAAAAGUCACCUCAGCUUCAAAUAUCCAAAAGGGUUUUGAAUCCUCAGGUAUAUGGCCCCUAAAUUCUUUAAUUUUUAAUGAAGAAAAUUAUAAUCCUUUAUAUUAUAAUAAUAAUAAUAACGAUCCUAAUGAGAAUUUAAAUUUACCUGAAAUUAUUUCGUAACCAUCUGUCAGUGAUAG